CUGCUACCUGAAAUUCAAGACUCACAUCAGACUUUCCACUCCCGUUACUUUCCACCAAAAAACCAGUUUCUUUUUUUUUUUUUUCGUCUGGUUAAAACUACAAAACCUUUUCCAGAUCCCAACCAGUUUUUAAUUCACAUUACCGAAUUACCUGUACCAAACGAUCGCCGAAGACAAUUUUUCUUCAGUCUACUCGGUUUUUUUACCCCUCUUUAAUUAACCACCAUCGUUAUCGUAAACCUUAGUCGCAGCUAUUUUGAAGCUGCCCGCCGCCACCAUGAAGGUCACCUUCAAGGAGCUCUCGAACCAAAAGUUCACGCUCGACAUAGAGCCUACCGAUCUUAUUUCUACCAUGAAGCAAAGAGUUGCCGAAGAAAAGGGAUGGGACGCUAAGGCUCUGAAGCUCAUCUACUCCGGCAAGAUUUUGAAAGAUGAAGAUACUGUCGCAGCUCACAAGAUCGAGGAGAAGGGCUAUGUCGUUUGUAUGGUGAGCAAGCCUAAGCCCGCCCCAGCUGCCUCCGCCGCGGCUGCUUCAUCAAGCGCUCCUCCUGAGACACCCGCUCGAGCCGUCGCAGCAACUCCUGCUGUCCCGGCUGCUCCCACCCACUCAUCUACCGCUGCCGCUGCCGUCCCGGCCACACCGUCGCCCGCACCCGCCGCUAGUAGUGAUGACAACUCUAUGGCUAUGGGCGAGGCCCGAGCUGGUGUAAUUGCUAAUAUGGAAGCUAUGGGAUUCGAGCGCUCUCAAAUCGAAGCUGCCUUGCGUGCCGCUUUCUACAACCCGGACCGUGCCGUCGAAUACCUUUUGAACGGUAUCCCAGAAACCGCUCGUCAACCGGACCCCCCUCGCGAGGCGGCUCCCGCUCAGGCUGCGACCGGCGCUACCGGUGCUGCUAGCCAGCCGGCCGAGGGCGAGGGCGAGAGAGGUAAUGUCAACCUCUUUGACCUGGCUGCACAACAGGGCCGAGGAGGUAGCCGUGGAGCAUCGGGUGGUUCUUCCCAAGCAGCAGCUAGCGUUGCCGCUGCCGCCGCAGGUGGUCAGACUCUAGGCAACCUAGAUUGGCUGCGCAACAACGCUCAGUUCCAGCAGCUCAGACAGGUGGUUCAACAGCAACCCCAGAUGCUCGAGCCAAUCCUGCAGCAACUUGGUGCAGGAAAUCCCCAGCUUGCGCAGCUGAUCUCUUCAAAUCCCGAGCAGUUCCUGAACCUUUUGGCGGAAGCUAGUGACGACGAUGCACCCCUUCCUCCUGGUGCUCAGACUAUCUCGGUCACGGAAGAAGAGCGUGAUGCCAUUGAGCGACUAUGCCGAUUGGGCUUUAACCGUGAUGCGGCGAUCCAGGCCUAUUUCGCCUGCGAUAAGAAUGAAGAGCUGGCUGCAAAUUUCCUGUUUGACCAGCCGGAGGACGAUGAACCCCCUCAGAACUAAGUAGCACGAUGUCCUCCUAUGUCAUCUUCGUCUCAUGCUAUUGCGAUCUCAACGAGCCAUCCUCGUUAACGAUAUCCGAAGUAGCGCCUCACCACCGCGCUAUUACAACAACCCCUUCGUCUUAAUGGCUAUUAUUCACUCUCCAUAAUGCGUUGUUCUGUCGGGAGGAGGAUCUUCAAAAGACCCCGUCAAGGUACACGGCAGGGGGGUCCUUUGCGAAUUUUUCCCACCCUCUUCUCUGCCCAAGGAAGAAAAAUAAACAAAAACCUAAAAUACAAAACUUUGGGGUUGAGACAUCCAUCCACCUUAGCUCAGUGGCCUGCGGGUUGUCUGUUCCGCGAGGGGAGAUGGCGAGGGGAAAAAAAACCAUGUCUAGAUGAACCGAGUCCGUAGCUUAGUUCUGAAUUCUACGGCUUUUUUUUUUAAUCUCCCAGCCUUUCUUUCUGGCUCUUGUUUGUGCAUUACGGCUACCGGCUACCGCACCCAACCUAGUUUUAGGUAAAUAAUUUUCUGUUAAUGAAGUGAUACUACUA
Messenger RNA from Daldinia caldariorum, 1959 nucleotides. Its product is annotated as UV excision repair protein Rad23. Gene Ontology annotation, molecular function: proteasome binding; damaged DNA binding; polyubiquitin modification-dependent protein binding. The transcript is spliced from 7 exons. The coding region runs from base 278 to 1426 and encodes 382 amino acids. The record is from RefSeq and is a predicted model, not a curated record. NCBI's taxonomy places the organism in Eukaryota, Fungi, Ascomycota, Sordariomycetes, Xylariales, Hypoxylaceae. Gene Ontology annotation, cellular component: nucleoplasm; cytosol. Gene Ontology annotation, biological process: nucleotide-excision repair; proteasome-mediated ubiquitin-dependent protein catabolic process.